Cornus florida is the source of this 884-nucleotide messenger RNA. RefSeq lists its product as uncharacterized. Gene Ontology annotation, cellular component: cis-Golgi network membrane; cytosol; TRAPP complex. The transcript has 5 exons. The record is from RefSeq and is a predicted model, not a curated record. The coding region runs from base 94 to 654 and encodes 186 amino acids. Gene Ontology annotation, biological process: endoplasmic reticulum to Golgi vesicle-mediated transport; intra-Golgi vesicle-mediated transport. NCBI's taxonomy places the organism in Eukaryota, Viridiplantae, Streptophyta, Magnoliopsida, Cornales, Cornaceae.
UGGUAAAUAGAGUGUAAUCGGAUCAUUUCGCAUCUCCGUUCCGAGACGACUUCAGGACCCCCAAAAACACACAUAACAGAUCAAAAAGCUCCUAUGGCUCCGCUUGCUCCCAGAUCCGGAGAUGCCAUUUUCGCCAGCGUUGAGCGCGUCAAUGCUGAGCUUUUCACCCUAACAUACGGGGCGAUUGUGCGCCAACUGCUUACGGAUCUUGAGGAUGUCGAGGAAGUCAACAAACAGCUUGAUCAGAUGGGUUAUAAUAUUGGAAUUCGACUGGUUGAUGAGUUUCUAGCAAAAUCCGGUGUCUCCAGAUGUGUCGAUUUCAAGGAAACAGCUGAAGUUAUUGCCAAGGUUGGUUUGAAAAUGUUCCUAGGGGUCACUGCAUCUGUGACCAAUUGGGAUGCUGAUGGAACAAGUUGCAGUCUUAUUUUGGAGGAUAACCCGCUAGUAGACUUUGUUGAGCUUCCUGAUACAUGUCAGGGUCUUUAUUAUUGCAAUAUCUUAAGUGGAGUUAUUAGAGGAGCUCUAGAGAUGGUAUCAAUGAAGACUGAAGUCACAUGGGUCCGUGAUAUGCUUAGGGGGGACGAUGCAUUUGAACUGCAGGUGAAACUCUUGAAGCAAGUUCCCGAGGAGUACCCGUACAAAGACGACGAGUAGCAUGCCAUCUUGACACUUGAUAUCAUGCAUAUACAACUUAUGAUUUUCGUAUCUUACUUUGUUCUACAUGUAUUUUUUCGUAUUUUCAGUCUUCUCCUGAAGUUGCAUUUGGUUCCAAUGGAGCUUUUAUAAGAUUAUUUUAUUGUUCAUCUUUAUGUUGAUUCCAGUUCUGGAAGGCAUUCUUGCUCAAGACCUAAAGUAAUUGAAAGUUAGAGCUUUGUUUGAUCGCA